AAAGAGAGAUGUGGAGAGCGAAGAGGAGAGGAAGAUGCAAGGAUCCGCUUCGCUGCUGUAGUUUGAAAGUCUUGCCAAGGGGACUUAGAAGAGCAUUGGUGGUAUAAAUACCCAGCAUAAACAGGAUUAAAAGAGCAACUACUGACUCCAUCAGAGAAGUGUGAAGUGAGAGAGCAGCAGAGAGAGAAUAAAGUGUAAGCAUCAGGAGCGCUGUGUACUGCAGUGUGUCAAACAGGAGCUCGCUUUACUACAACACUCAACUUGGAAGACAAGAAACAUCACUUUUUAACCAGCGCUCAAGUGAACUCUUUUACUCGAACACUACUUUCAAUCCAUCUCUCUCUUUCUCUCCGUCAGACAUACUCGUACACACAAAUGGAGAAUAUGUCUCGGUACUAAAGUACUGCUGAAGUUCAAACUGGGCCACUGGAUUCAUCUAUUUUGCUCCAGUCCAACUGGACACGCACCCAGACACAGACACCAUCGCAGAGUUCAGGAUCAAUAGAAGAGCGCCGUCCAAGUACCACCAUGAGAGGUGAGGGCCGCCGGACACGACUCUGAAAGACUUCACACGGCUGGGAGAGCGUGGUGCGUUAAAAAUACAGGUCCCCACAAGAGCUUUCAGGUCUAUAAAUCAAUAUCCAAGCACUCUGAUUUCUUCAUCAAGACAUUGCUACAAAUGGAAUAGGUUUCUUGAGCGUUUGCUGACCAGAAGCCACUCUCCAGAGGAUACUAUUUUUAUAGACAUCUGAAGUCACACUGCAGCUUUAAAAACACACUGGAUGACUAAAACGGCAUAUUUAUAUAUAUGUGCAUAGUUGAUAAAGCUGAUAAGUCUUUCAACCACCUGUCAAUGUUCUUUUUUAACGCUUAUGCUGACACCUCCUUCAAAGCUUUUGGCACUUCAGAGAAUAUUCCUGUCAGCUUUGAACUGUCUAAAUCACAGCUAUUUUUAUUCCACUACAUAUUUAGAUAAAAGUCUCCUACUAGUGAAUACUGUUCAAAACAUUCUCGUCUGAAUGGGUGAGAGCAGAAGGGAGGUUCACGUUUAAAAUCUUCACUGUUUCACAACCGUCUGUUGCUAAUCACGGUUUUCCAUCAUCAGAAGUGACUUCCAUCUUUUUUCAUGCAAAAUGAAGCACAUUAGCAUAUUUAUGGGCUGAGAUAUAUCCAAUCGCGUACAACGCGCUACAUGGAUCUUGCAUUCAGUCAUCAAGCGAGGGAACAAAUAGCUUCUGACAUGUGAAGAAAGUGGAAUAUUCAAGAGCUCUGCGCACUUAAACACAUGGACUAAAAUCCUGGGAGGAGAACAUGAGUUAGUUUCAACGUUAAGGUUUAUGCUUGUACCUGUGUGAAAUCACCAAAAAUUUUUUUGAAUUGUUAUGUUACUGCUUUCAUAAGAGUAAAAUUGUUGGCCAGAUCAGCCAUAAAGCACUAGGUCUUGGAAAAUGGAGAAUCUGGAUGAACUAGAACAUCCAUUGUUGGGUGAAAGUAGCCCCAAAAACUCUAGUGGAAGUGGACUGUUCAAAAGCAUAUUGAUGAGAAAUGAGGAGGACAAAAGACUGCCCCCUCUGGACUGGAGAAAUUAUUGCAGUCCUACAGACAUUCAACAGCAGCAGCUACUGGAUCCAUGUUCAUUGACUAGCACUCUAGAGACUCUUUAUCCUCCUACUACCAUUUGGGCCGCCGCUGACUCUUUGGGCAUCCACAGUAAGGAGUAUCUGGAAACCACUUUUGUGGACAUUGGCCCUGGUUCACCAUUGGAAAGGAAGUUACUGGCAGAGACAAGAGAUGUUCAUAGUGUAUCCUACAGCAUGGAAGAUGGGGAUGACCUUUUGCCAGACUUUGAGGACUCCUCCAGUGAUGACUUCAGUGAUACAGACAGUGAAAGCAACUUUCCCAUCAUGAUCCCUCAAGAUUACCUGGGCCUGGCUUUCUUCUCCAUGCUUUGUUGUUUCUGGCCUCUGGGCAUUGCUGCGUUCUAUCUUUCCCAAAAGACGAACAAAGCAUCAGCACAAGGAGAUUUCCAGGGUGCCAGUGCGGCGUCUCGCCAGGCUCUGUGGCUGUCUAUCCUUUCGAUCGUGUUCGGCAUCAUCACUUACAUCUGCGCCAUCGCCGCCCUGAUCUCCUAUCUGUCCGGGAAGCCACCUUAAAGACUACCUUAUCGGUAUCCUCUCAAAUCUUCCGGAAAUGCACCUCCCUGGUUCCUAAUUACACAAACCGCUGCUCCUUACAUACUCACAUUCUGUAAUAAGUACAUUUGUUUGACAGAGAAGCCACCUUUGUAACAUUUUCUUCAAGUUCACAGCUGUCAUAUUAGAUUAAGAAAUGCAACUCACUACAUUUGGAAAGAGGGUAGUUUUAGUGGAAUUCUUUGUAAUUGGGUCAAAAAAUGCAAAAAAUGUAAGUAUGACACCAACUUCAGAAAGAAAGACCUGCGCUCUGUCUUGGCGCUUGUGUCUAAGUUGGCAGGGGAGGGAGUGAUUGAGGCCUAGGGGUUUGUUAGAAGGGAACUAGACAAGGACUGCGAGAUCAGGAGAUCACAACGGACUUGGCUGUGAAACAGCAGGACGUGCCCUCCGAGACACAUGAGUGAACUGGGUCAGUUUCUAUCUGAGCUCUAAAGCUGGUCAUUGAAUCACUCUCUAAAUUGAAAACACCUCUGGACUUUAGAACUCGGAUAGAAAACAAGUGCAAGUUCAGGCAGAUUCUGCAAAUAUGAGGAUGCAUAACAAGUAUGCGCAGGCAAGAGUUCAAUGCGAUGAGAGAAACGCACACAUAUAUACGCUGCAGCUUCCACUGAGUCAUGCUGUUAUGAGAAGCUUCUCCUGCAGGACUCUAUUCAUAGCUUGAUAAAUGUAGACUCUCCAUUUUCCACCUACUGUACCAACAAACCA
Messenger RNA from Labeo rohita (rohu), 2897 nucleotides. RefSeq names its product transmembrane protein 91 (gene tmem91). The transcript is spliced from 4 exons. The coding region runs from base 1449 to 2153 and encodes 234 amino acids. The record is from RefSeq and is a predicted model, not a curated record. Gene Ontology annotation, cellular component: intracellular membrane-bounded organelle; membrane. NCBI's taxonomy places the organism in Eukaryota, Metazoa, Chordata, Actinopteri, Cypriniformes, Cyprinidae.